Messenger RNA from Penaeus vannamei (Pacific white shrimp), 778 nucleotides. Lineage: Eukaryota; Metazoa; Arthropoda; Malacostraca; Decapoda; Penaeidae. The record is from RefSeq and is a predicted model, not a curated record.
UUUAGAUUGAACCAUGAGAGAAAACGGGACGAGCAACCACCACCGGCCAUGCAUCCACAUCAAGCCAGGCGGGGACUGUGUGGAGGGCCUGCUGCCGGCGGUGUAUGAGGCCGCCCUCGUGCACUCGGAGACGCACCACCACAACCCUCACCAUCUGCCGCCCGACCAGAGCACGUCAGCCAUCAUCUACGUGUCGAUCGUGGUGGUGUUCUACGUGGUGAUCAUCGCGGUGCUGGUUGGGACGACCCUCCGGCGGCGCGGCCAGGUCCUGGAGGAGGCUGAAGAAACGCGUCACCUCCUUAUUUACGACGAGAAGACCGACAGCGUAACGCCGACCCCAGCCGUCCCGACCUCCAGGAUACACGAGGCAGGACUGCUGACCGUGUGAGGUCGCGGUUGAUCUGCUGUUCUGUCUGCUUGCGGGUCGACUCUCUGACAGGGAGAGGUCAAGCCCGCUCGUUGAAAGUCGUCAAAAUACUGACAGCCUGAUAAUGUUCUGCUGACGGUAUGGUGUCUAUAAAGAGUAUGAACGAGAUGCAGAUUGUGAUCUCUGAGUUACUGAAACAACACGUCCAGUCAGCAGGCGAACCUUCUUGCCGUGACAACAGGCAAGAAAUUACGUUUAAAAAAGUUUGUAGCAUAACCGAUCCGAACUGAUGUUUCUGGCUGAUUCUUAAUUAAUAGAUUGAAAAAAAAAUUACAAAGACAGAAGGAAAAAAAGACAAAGAGAAUGACUGAGUGAGUAAGAAAGUGUGUGUGUGAACGAGGGUAGGGGGAG